Branchiostoma floridae (Florida lancelet) is the source of this 4314-nucleotide messenger RNA. RefSeq lists its product as uncharacterized. Gene Ontology annotation, cellular component: nucleus. The transcript is spliced from 10 exons. Lineage: Eukaryota; Metazoa; Chordata; Leptocardii; Amphioxiformes; Branchiostomatidae. The coding region runs from base 312 to 2054 and encodes 580 amino acids. Gene Ontology annotation, biological process: animal organ development. The record is from RefSeq and is a predicted model, not a curated record.
AGAUUUUGAAUGUUCAUCAGCACUCAUGCAGGAAGUAAUGUGUAACGUUAUAUUAUGGCCGAUUCCACUUUUAUCCGGGGAUGUGCAAAUGAUCACUUCCCAAGUUUGAGGUGACCUUUCACUUUUGACCCCGAUAAAUGAUGCAAAGGCAGAUGGACAGGUCGACACCCCAUAAGAAAAUCAGGGAUGAGAACUAACUUUACAAGUUCGUCGUGAUGUGCUACAUGAUCUUCUUGACAAGAACGUUUACAUUAGACUUGGUUCGGCAGCACAGUUUACCAAGCCAGUGAACAAGCCACGGAUUUCCAACCAUGCCUCGGAUGAAGCUAACAGCAAGAUGGAGGAGAGCACAAGAGGAGCCCCAAGAGGCUGAUGAUCAUGAGAAGUGCCGCGUUCUCGAUGGGGUUCAAGUCAAGAACUACAGACUAAACGAGACACCAGACCUAGAGGAUACAGAGAAGUACAGUGGUAGAUAUAACAACAGUAGACAAUGUGAUGCAGCAUGGAGGACAGAAGUUUCAAAUAUGCCUGCAUUAGACUUAACGUUAGAGAGAGUUGAAGGUGCUCAUGAAGAAUGCAGGACACCAGCAGAGACUGUUAUGAAGAAACGCAAAGUGGAAGAGACACAAGAAGAACUCAAGAAAUGCUCUGCAUCAAAGAAGGUUCAUACUGGUGUGCUGCAGACUGAGGACCAGCUGACUGAACUUGAUCAUCAAAUUUCACAACAGGAGGUCCCAAAAGAUAGUGAGAAAGAGCUUAAGUGUUUUGCCCAGGACACCAUGAAUGAGCUGCUGGGGAUGUUUGGUUACGAUGGUGUGGAUGAGAAGGAGGCCAGGAGCCUACACGUGAGCUCCAGCUUUGUACCCCCACCCCCACCGUCAGUCCCUCAACCUCUCCCCACCCAGAAACAGGAGCCAGGAACGGCUCCCCUGGGUUGUUGCACAUUGUGUAAAAAGACAUUUAAAGGUGCAGCAUUGGACUUUGUUCUUAAGUUGAAUGAUGAAACACAAGCCUACUGUAGUGCAGAUUGUCUAAGAAUAGGAAAAGCUGCCAAUGUCAGUAACGCAUCAAAGUCCAACCGGUCACAGACUAUUUCCAAUGAGACAGGAAAGAAGCUCAAGUGCUAUGACCAAGACACCAUGAAUGAGCAAAUGGGGAUGUACAGGUAUGAUGGGUUUGAUCAGGAUGCGACAAGUAACCUUCAGAUGAGCAGCAGUGUGGAGCAGACACCAUCAUCAUCUACACCUCACCGUGGACCUUCUCCUUCCCAGGAGAAAGAAACAACUCCAGAUACCAUCAAGUGCUGCAUGUCGUGUAAGGUAGAAACAGCAGAGCUGGACUUUGUGCUCAAGUUGCCUGAUGGAAAUCUCCAGGCAUACUGUAGUGGGAUGUGUCUGACACAAGGGAAAGCAUUGACAAAGAAGAUGAGUACUUUAUCAGGGGCCUUCAGGCCUUCCUUCAGCCACUAUAUGUACAAUCACAACAAGAAGAAAACAUCUCCAGCACAAGAUGGUAACACAGUAUCACACAACAAGCAGUGUGCAGGGUCAAGAAAUCAAACCAAGAUUGAAAAUAAACAGAAGCAGUCCAAAGCUCUCAAGUUUGUUGAGCCCCUGGAGGAAAAGAACACCGUACUAGCUACUCAGGGAUGCUGUGUAUGGUGUAAGAACACCUCUGCGGCACUGGACUUUAUACUUAAGUUGCCUAAUGGGAAACUUCAUGCCUACUGUAGUGCAGUGUGUUUGUCAAAAGGAAAAGCCUCCAAAUCAGUACAAGUAGGAAAAAACAGCAGCACCUCUCAGUCCAUCGGCCGCCCGCCCAACAGGUGUACCCAGGACAAGAUGUCUCUAACACGAAAUAACAGCAAAGUGUUCUACAAGGACCAGGGUGCUGAGUCCAGGAACCAAAGCAAGCGUACAAAAACCACAAAUUCUGUCGUUUUUUGGCUCUGUCACUGUUGCAAGAAGACUGUCCCAGGCGACAGAGUCGUCACAUCAAACAAUGAAAAGUUCUGCUCUGAGGUCUGUGUGAGUAAAUACCAGAGGAGGCAGUGAAACGGUCAAAACCACCUGUACAAUUCCAAACCUUCCAGAGCACAUCUUAGUGCACUGAUGAUGACAUCAUGGUGUGUCCAGUGUGUUCAUCCUGUACAAGCUCACAGUAACUUUUGGCCAACUGAACUGCUACUCUAGACUGUCAAAGGAGACGAACAUCCCAGGACCUACUUCUCAAUUUUAAGAAGAUGAUACCUCUGACUUACCUUAACCAUAUAUGAUCAUCAUGAUAUAUAUAAUCUUCAUUUUCCUCCAUGACAGUUUCUUGGCAUGCCAGACGGAAAAACGUGGAAAAUGCUUUUUAAUUUUGGCCACAAUUUAUCAUUAUCACAAAUUUUUUUCAAUCAAAACCAUUUGUAUAUAUGAAUUCAAAGAGCAUACUGUUCACACAGCAAUACGUUUCAUGUUCAAAAAAUGUAAAUCAUUUUGCCCUUGAUGACGCAUCCUCACAUAAAUUUUGUUAAUCAUAGAAGCGACAGUAGUCAUAGUACAAAUGUAGGAUAGAACAGUAUUGCAGGAAACUGGAUUUGGCUUGGUAAGCGAAAGUGGUACUGGUUUUGUCUGACAAUGUUAUCCUCAAUCUAAAUGUUCCAUCAUAUGUACAUUUUGUACCUCUGCAAUGUUUACAUUGUGUUAUAUACUAUUUUAAUAAAUGUAUCCCAGUUGCAGUGGGUACUGAAAGAUUUUAUCAGCCUUUUCUUUAUAGUGGCCACCUUAUUAGAAACUAAUACAAAUAAAUUGUAAAUGUACUUGACUAUUUGAGGCAGUCAGUCUUUACAUGAUGCCAUCAGCUGUUUAUUCUUAUGAAACAGAAUUACCUUCACCCGUGGGGAAGAAAGUUCAGCAGUCAGCACUGGUAUGGAACACCUUUGUUCUAGUACUGACUCCCUCAGGUCUGGACUUGCAGAGCCACACCUUGUCUCUGUGCACUUGACCUUCUUACUCCCAUCAGUGCUUGUGUGCCAGGAAUAAUCUCCACUUAGCACUCAGAUUCUAGUAUAAGACGUAACCUUCUUAGCAUGCAGGCUCUACAAGUACCAGCUGGGUAUUUUUCCAUUCAGAUUCAUCGCUCUCAAAUUCUUGUAGCUAUAGCCAGCUGCUAGAAAGUGUCAUCAGCACUUUUUAUCUUGCAAUCACAAGAGAAGAUAUUCAAGGCCAUGUUGAGAAACAGAGAUUGCUUUAUUGUGCAACGCUGCAUAAAAUGUACCUCAUAACAUCAACUAAGCCUAGAACAGCUCAAACUAAUGGUUAUACAGGCUAACAAAACACUGACUGUCCUUUUGCUUGUCUUGACAGACGUUGCUAUUUGAGUGGUCAUCUAUUACAAUCUACAGAUUCACAAUGCUAAUAACUACAUAUAUACAUGAACUAUGCUUGGGGCUUAAACAUGCCGUGUAAUAUUUGCAUAAUAAAUUGUAUUAAGUUUUCAUAUGACUGUCUAUAUGGGAGGUGUGCUACCAGUACAUGUAUCAUAACAUUCAUACUGGAUUAAAAAUACUGGCAUCUCAUUCUAUCAUGAAUCAACAAAGCACAUUUUGUAACAUUGGCUGUUGUGCUAUUUCUGUUUUAGAACUGAUUUAAAAGAUAACAUGAACAUUUGCAGAGGUCUGAUUAAUCCUAAUUCUGUACCAACAAACAGACAAACAAAGGCUAUGGAAUACACUUGCAACAGUGUUGCAACUUGUUCUACAUAUGAACUUCUGCAUGCUAGGUUACCUGUGAACUACUAGUACAUUGUAUAUGCAACCUGUAAGAAAUAUCCUAUUGUACUUGGCCCCAAAUAAAUGUAUGAAUUAUAGACCCAACAGAAUUACUAAACAAACAAGGUGCCUGUCGGUGUCUGGCUCAUCAUAGACAUUGUUACUUUGUUAUGGUUUUUCCAUACAUAAAGAACUUGGAAUAUUGAAGAUAGUGUUUAAUCACUGAACUACAGAAGCCCUACCAAUAUGUACAGCUAUAUAUACAGUUUGACAAGCACGAUGAGGCAGUUUAACCAUCUGCAACUUACCAUUCUAAUUGUAGAAUGUCUACAAACGUUCACUGAUUUCCUUAAGGCUUACAGAAAAGCUUUGUUAGUGUAAGUUCUCGAGAAGGUUUGUUUUUUGCACAUUGCAGAAUUGACAAAGACAUACCGGAUAGCCAACUACAUUCCAUCAUGAACUCAAGAUAGGCCAUCUGCCCAUCUGUGACCUAUGGCACUGCAGCAAUUUCAAAUAAAUGAAAAAAAGUGGCUGAUAUCCUAUUACAACAACUUCUUAUU